AUGGGCGGCAGGCAGGUGCGCCUGGUGCUGGAGUACUGCGACAAGGGCACCAUGCGGCAGCUGCUCAACGCCGGCUGCUUCCGCCGCCCGGACGGCGGCCGUGACCUGGCGGGUGUGGUGGCGACGGCGCUGGACGUGGCCAACGCGAUGGUCUUCCUGCAUGAGAACAAUGUGGUGCACGCUGACCUCAAGGCGCGCAACGUGCUGCUCAAGUCCACGGGCACCGACCCACGCGGGUUCACCGCAAAGGUCGGGGACUUUGGGCUGUCAAUCCGCAUCGACCCGGGCGCCACGCACAUCAGCAACUUGUUCCAGGGCACGAUGACUCACAUGGCCCCCGAGACGCUAGACUUGGGCCGCAUCUCCCGCCCCAGUGACGUGUACGCGUUUGGCAUACUGCUGUAUGAGCUGUACACCGGGGAGAGCGCCUUCAAGGGCGUGGCCAAGGCCAUGCUCGGGUACGAGGUCGUGCGCCUCAACAGGCGGCCAGUGUUCCCGGCGGCGUGCCCGUUUGAGUUCCAGCUGCUGGCGGUGCGCUGCUGGGAGAGUGACCCCUCCAUCAGGCCGACCUUCGAGCAGGCGCUGAGCGAGCGGCUGGCGCAGCCGGCCAGCGGCGGCGCCGCCGCGCUGGGCAGCACCCUGGGCAGCACGUUCACGCUCGGCCUGGCGCCCAGCUUGGACGUCGCCGCGGCGAGCGCGUCCGACAACGCCAGCGCCGCGCCCGUCCUCGCCGCAGUCGCACAGCAGCUGCAGCAGCAGCAGCAGCAGCAGCAGCAGCAGGCGGCGGCAGGGGCGGCGGCGGCGCCCCAGGAGCCGCAUUCUACUGUCGACGGCAGCCGCAUGGUGCGGAUCGAUGAGGUUAGUGAGGGGGACGGCAGCUCUUCGCUGGGGCCCGGCCCACGCCCAGCCGGCGGCACCGCCGGCGGGGCCGGCGGCGCGCAGCCCCGUGCUGCGCGCGCCGGCCUGCAGGCGCCGCCGCCGGGCGCCGGCGCCGCGCCGCCGCGUGUGCCGCGGUGA
This is a messenger RNA of Monoraphidium neglectum, 1017 nucleotides long. Its product is annotated as putative serine/threonine-protein kinase pats1. Bases 1 to 1017 code for a protein of 338 amino acids. Gene Ontology annotation, molecular function: protein kinase activity; ATP binding. The record is from RefSeq and is a predicted model, not a curated record. NCBI's taxonomy places the organism in Eukaryota, Viridiplantae, Chlorophyta, Chlorophyceae, Sphaeropleales, Selenastraceae. Gene Ontology annotation, biological process: protein phosphorylation. The transcript is spliced from 10 exons.